AUGCGUACUUCCCUCGCCAUCGUAGCCCUCUCGGCCCUCACUGCCGUCUCUGCCCAGCGCAAGGUCUACACUGCUGCCGAUAUCAACGUUGCUACUGUCUCCGUGAACCAGAGAGCCAGCUGGUGUGUCGCCGAGCGCAACACUUGCAAGGUCCUUUGCGAGCCUAACCCCACCACCAACGACUGCGAUUCUACCACCCUUGUCUACUCUUGCCUCUGCCCCAACGGCUCUGCCCCCGGCCUUGAGUACUACGAGCAGACCAUGCCCACCUUCAUCUGCGAGAAGGCCUUCGAGGACUGCAUCACAGCCAACGUUGGUGACGCUCGCGGCCAGACCAACUGCACCGACACCAUCAAGUCCCAGUGCGGUACCGUUAACGCCCAGGCCGACCAGGCUUCUGGUGUUUCCACCACCACCACCGCCUCUGCUACCAGCGCUGCCACCGGAACUGGUACCGCCGCCGCUACUACCGCCGCCUCCAGCUCCAGCUCUUCCGCCUGGGCUGUUCCUACUGCGAACCCCGCCCACGUCGGCAAUGCUGCUGCUGCUGUGGUAAACUGCGAGCCGCGAUUGCUUCAUGCGGCGACAUGA
Messenger RNA from Colletotrichum paranaense, 591 nucleotides. RefSeq lists its product as uncharacterized. The coding region runs from base 1 to 591 and encodes 196 amino acids. The record is from RefSeq and is a predicted model, not a curated record. Lineage: Eukaryota; Fungi; Ascomycota; Sordariomycetes; Glomerellales; Glomerellaceae. The transcript has 4 exons.